This is a messenger RNA of Botrytis byssoidea, 1407 nucleotides long. RefSeq lists its product as uncharacterized. Gene Ontology annotation, cellular component: extracellular region; fungal-type cell wall; cell surface. Gene Ontology annotation, biological process: carbohydrate metabolic process; cell wall organization. NCBI's taxonomy places the organism in Eukaryota, Fungi, Ascomycota, Leotiomycetes, Helotiales, Sclerotiniaceae. Gene Ontology annotation, molecular function: 1,3-beta-glucanosyltransferase activity; glucan endo-1,3-beta-D-glucosidase activity. Bases 1 to 1407 code for a protein of 468 amino acids. The transcript is spliced from 2 exons. The record is from RefSeq and is a predicted model, not a curated record.
AUGAAGAGCGCCAUCCUGUCCCUCGCGGGUUUCUCCCUUGUCCAAUUGACUUUGGCUCAACCAUUCAACCGUCAUAAUGCUCACCGUGCCAUUCAUGACAAGAGAAACUUGGUUACAGUGAUUGAUACCGUUGUCGUCGAGGCUACCGAAAUUCCAGAAGUUAUCAUCUAUGUUAGCACUGACGGCACUCCUCUUUCAACUACUACCGAGUAUAUCGACAACGAGCCAACAACCAUCUAUCAAUCGAACCCAUCUGUCGCUACCUCGAGUGCCACCACUACGACUACUCCAGCUGCCGAUGUUCAAGCUGCCGCUGCUGUUGCCGUUCAACCGUCCACUCAAACUACUGCCGCUGCUGUGAGCACAACAGCAGCUCAAGCUCCAAGUGUAGAGGUCUCUGUCGCUGCCUCCGUCGCAGUCUCUGUAGCUUACACUAGUGCUGCUGCCCCCGUUGCCGCUACUUCUACCAGUGCUGCUGCCCCCGUUGUCAGCUCUUCCAGCAGCUCUGCCGUUGUUUCGGUCCCAGUUUCUUCGAGCUCUUCCACGACUUCUUCUGCUGCAGCUGCAUCCACUUCAGCUGUCGCUGCAUCAUCUGGAGGAUAUGGAUUCGCAUACUCUCCUUACAUGGCCAAUAACGCUUGCAAGACCCAAGACCAAGUGAACGCGGACUUUGCCGCAAUUCCAUCAUCAUACUCUACCGUCCGUAUCUACGGAACAGAUUGCAAUCAAGUCGCCACUACUUUGGUAGCCGCCAAGAAGUAUGGUUUCAAGAUCUUUGCUGGUGUAUACGAUUUCGCUGAGGUUUCAUCCGAAACUCAAGCAAUUGUCGAUGCUGUUGAUGGUGAUUGGAGUUUGAUCACUACCAUCUCCAUCGGAAACGAGUGGGUCAACAACGGUGUCACUGAUGCUGCUGGUGUUGCCGGUGCCAUCGCUACUGCUAAAUCUAUCCUUUCUGCCGCCAACUACCCUGGAAAGGUUGUAGCUGUUGAUACCUUGGCUGCCACUAAGCUUUACCCAAGUCUUUGCGACAAUGUUGACUAUUGCGCUGUCAAUUGCCAUCCUUUCUUCGACACCAACACCGCCGCCGAUGCUGCUGGUACCUUCCUUAGCACCCAAAUCUCUGAAUUGAGAGCCCUCUUGUCCAACCCUGAUAUGGACAUUGUUAUCACUGAGACCGGAUGGCCAUCCGCUGGAACAUCUCACGAUCAGGCUGUCGCCUCUCCUGCUGCUCAGACCACUGCUAUGGCAGCCAUCAAGGAGCUUUUCGCUUCCAACGCAUCCAACGUUUUCCUUUUCAGUACAUUCAAUGAUUACUGGAAGGUUAACACCGCAGCUCUUUACAUGGCAGAACAAUCCUGGGGAUACCUUGGAAAUUCUCCUUCUGACGUAGCAGCUGGCCUGGUCUAA